AUGACAGCUAUGUCAUCUCCGAAUAGUCUGUCAUUUGCUCCUGGAGGCUCCUUGCUGGCUCUCCUCGAGCGACGAGAUCUCCGUGAUCAUAUAAGUUUAUUCGAGUGCAAUGAGACCAGUUGGCGCCUUUUGCGUAAUUUUAUUCUGGAUGAGACUGACGAUGCAGAUGGACUACUUUGGUCACCUGAUGGUCGUUACCUGGCCGUAUAUGACUCUUGCCUUAAGUAUCGCCUGCUUGUUUACUCUAUAGAUGGUCGAAAGCUGGCUUCCUAUUCAGCAUUUCCAGAAGAAAAUCAAUCGCUCGGUAUAAAAACUGUAAACUGGUCUCCAACGGGUCAGCUUUUGGCCAUUGGAAGUUAA
Messenger RNA from Protopolystoma xenopodis, 360 nucleotides. NCBI's taxonomy places the organism in Eukaryota, Metazoa, Platyhelminthes, Monogenea, Polystomatidea, Polystomatidae. The record is from the annotation of a GenBank genome assembly.